AUGACAAUCUCGCCGGCGUCGCUCCGUCCGUGGUCCGAUCUCCUGCCGGAGCUCCUAGGCCACGUCACCGCCCACCUCCCGUUCCCCGCCGACCGGGCGCGCCUCCGCGUCGUCUGCCGCGGCUGGCAGUACUCCGCGGCGCGCCGCCACGUGAGCCAGCUCCCGUGGCUGGUCCUGCCGGAUGGAUCCUUCGUCACCGUCGGCGACAGCGGAACCUACUUCCACGGCCGGACGACGAUCCCGGGCCUGCCGGAGGACGCGACCUGCGUCGGCUCCACCGACGGCUGGCUCGCCCUCGACCGCACCGACCAAGCGCACCGGCGCACCACAAUCCAGGACAUGUACUCCGGCGCGUUCCGGGGGCCCAGCGGCAACGUCAAGCACGCGCACGCGUACCUCCUCCACAACCCGUUCUCCGGCGCGACGGUGCCGCUCCCCGAGCUGGACGCCGUCGCCGGCGUUGUCUCCGAGGUGUUCGAGGAACGCAAGGUGCUGAUGCGGUCGCCGUCAGCUCCCGGCGACGACGUCAUCGCCUUAGUGACCAACAGCACGCGCUGCAACAUCAUCCUGUGCCGCCCCGGCAAAGGCAUGCCGUUGGAGGAGGACCACAAUGACGAUGAGAGGGAGGACGACGACGUCGACGACGAGGAGGUACCGAACCAAGAUGAGGAUGAUGGCAGCUUUAACGGCGAUGGCAUGAUUUCAGACGGCGAGGUGGCAGUGCAAGACGGGGAGCCCUACGAAGCCAACGACUACAUUAUUACCACGAGCAAAAUAGUCAGGUCGCGGCUCGGGGAGUUGCUCAUGGUGAGGAGGCAGACGCAGGUGCCUCCGUUCUCUAGCUCCUACACUCUCGAGGUCGAGGUCUUCAAGGCGGAUCUCGAUGCGGGCGAGUGGGUACUGUCCGCCGACGACGGGCUGGCCGAAGACGAGGCUCUCUUCCUCAGCCGCUCCUUCUGCAGGUCUACACAUGUGUACGGAGACAUCAGCGCGGGCUUCAUAUACUUCGCUGACACUGGCGAUGUGUUCGACACCAGAUGUCGGACUUGUAGGCCGUUCAGACUGCCGCCACAUAGGCGUCUGUUUAGCAGCCGGCUGUGGAUUUUCCCGCCGGAACUGGUGGUUUAG
Molecule: messenger RNA, 1128 nt
Organism: Panicum hallii
Lineage: Eukaryota; Viridiplantae; Streptophyta; Magnoliopsida; Poales; Poaceae
Exons: 2
Coding region: 1-1128 (375 amino acids)
Source: RefSeq, a predicted model, not a curated record